Ictalurus punctatus (channel catfish) is the source of this 4145-nucleotide messenger RNA. RefSeq names its product zinc finger protein 106b (gene znf106b). Gene Ontology annotation, molecular function: SH3 domain binding; RNA binding. The transcript has 9 exons. Bases 418 to 2928 code for a protein of 836 amino acids. Lineage: Eukaryota; Metazoa; Chordata; Actinopteri; Siluriformes; Ictaluridae. Gene Ontology annotation, cellular component: cytosol; membrane. The record is from RefSeq and is a predicted model, not a curated record.
CAACGAAGAAGAAACAGGAGUCGCGGAGAGGCGAAGAAGAGCCGUUAGAGUUGAUUUGGGAUCAGUGACGAAGCUCGCCUGCAGUGUUUAUAAACAGGGAAUAGUGAGCACUCUCUGACCCCAGAUCAGUUUAAACAAGACUGUUAUGGUUUACAAGAGGGAGUGAGAUUCACGCGCACGUGGAAAGUUUGGCUGGCUCGUUUAUUAUGAAACACAAAAUAAGCAUGUUUUAAAAACAAGUGUAGACAUCAUAGAGAGCCCCCCCCCCCCCCCCCCCCCCCCCCAUCCCCCAUCCAAUUUGCUGUUGUGUGGGAACUGAGACCAGUUUGUAAAGUGGCUAAGAAAAAGUCAACGUCCACUGCUGUGGCAGGAGGAGGUGAGAAAAAUACUCCAUCAUCAUCCUCCUCAGCAGCAGUGAUGAAGAAGAAGAAGAAGAAGAAGAAGAACAAACAAGGAAGACUGAUAAAAUGCAACAUCUGUCUGCACCAGUACACAUCCCAGAACCUGGAUAAACACAUGCACGGCCGCUCACACCAUGAGGCGAUCGAGAGGCUUAAAGGCGGGGAGCAGAUGCACAAGUGUUGGGCGUGUGAUGUGUCCGUGCCGGGCUUGGAGCGGUUCAGGAAACACAUUGAAACCGUAGCGCACAAGCACAAGCUGCUUUCCCUGAAGAAGCGCAGACAGAGCGGCUUUACCGUGGAUUACAGUAACGACGAGCUGAAUGCGCUCUGUGCUCAGAGAGAUCGGAACCGCUCCAUGUUAAAACAGCAGAAGAAUAAAGAGAAGCUGAAAAAGCUGAAAGAAAGAAUGGCAGCGAAUUUCCAGGAAGCGUUUAAUUGGAAGUCACGGAUGAAAGAUCAGGACUGGAGGACACUGGGUAAAGGUUUCGGCCCACCGGGAUCACGAUCCAGGUGGAGUGACGAUAAAAGUGUCGCGUAUCCAGUUAAUAAUGAAAAUAAACAGGGAAGGAUAAACGCAGAACCUGGUCUCGGGUCUAUAAGCAACAGAAGAGCCCAGACUAUAGGUUGGAACGAUUUUUGUUUUCAGACAUCAAAGCCCAUCACAUGGCCCCUGAAGAAAGAUGUGGGCUUCAGAAGUGAUCCGAUAGCUCAGUGCAGGAAGGAGGAAGGUGAAUCACGGCAAAGCCAGUGCACAUCCAGAGAGCAGGGUAAAGACGUGCUGGGUCAGAAGAGAUCACGUGAUGCACACACCUCUGAUUCUGCAUCCGUGAAGAAGCAAUGUUUAAGAGAUGUUCCAUCCGUGAAGCCUAGAUUAACUCCGUCUGUUUGUGGUGAAAAAGUGGACAGCGUGCGUACGAGUCAGUCCGCAUCCGCUCCUGCACCGCUCUGUGCUCCAGAGCCGGUCCAGAGUCAAAUGGAGCACUUGUGUGUAAUGCUGAACAACAUCCGGCAGUCUCUGGACGAGGAGCGUCUGCCUGUCGGUUCUUCACAGCAUCCCGAUCCCGAGCUCAGACCUGCGACCGGCGACGGAUUAAAGCGAACCGAGGACGGAAGAGAAACGCCGCUUCCAGACGGUCCGCAGUUCGUUGAAGCGGGCGAGACCAAGACAGAGUCAUCUCCACGCAAACAGGUGAACAGCCUUCCAGCAUCCGGUGCUGACCCGCAGGAGAAACCAGAAGCUACCCACACCAGGAACGUCCUCCCGACAUUGUUGAGUCGAUCGGUCAGCAAAACGGAAGCCAACAAACCCAACCUGAAAGUGGCCCGGGGAAUCCGCACGUCCCAGAAGCCGAGUCAGGCCGCCGAGUCACGUGUGCUGAAGCCGGCGCUGCAGAAGCUCAUCAGCUCGAAGAGCUCGCAGUGGCGUAUCAACUGGGAGGAGAUUUAUCAGGAAGCGACACGCAGGAAACUGCAGAGAGAGAAGGGCAUGCCCAGGUUUGGGAUUGAGCUCGUGUCUCCGGUACCUCCUGACCCACAAGGACUCGUGGCUGAAGAUCUUGCGCACUUGGAGUUAGACGAAGGCUUCCAGUGGGCGUCCGUCGAGUGCGGUGCUGUAACUCUACCUCGCUCGGUCAGUCCGUCGAGCAAAGACGCCUGCGGUUUCCCUCCGGCCGAGGCCUAUCCCGCCGAGAGACGCGACCACGGAGAGGCCACGGAAACCACAAAUCACACUUCAUGGCCAGUGGAACGGGAAAGAAGAGAUGUCGGAGAGAAUCGCAGCACCUCAGGGAUCAGCAGAUCAGCAGAGUUUGAUACAGAUCGGCUGGAAAUCCGUGAUCUUAAUGACGAUAAUACAUCAGACAACCGAGCUUUAGGAAGACGACAAAACUUAACACCACUAGACAGUCUGGCUUGUGUAAAGACGGAGAAAUCGGAUAAUUAUUGCACAGAGCAGGACAAACCUGACCACGACAGAAUCCAGUCCAUCCCUGAUACGCAAAUAAAACAGGAAAAGCAGGAUUUUCCUAACGCAACAACACACAUCAAAAAUCCUCCGAAAAGUCAGGUAAGCGAACUGUUAGUCAUGUCUCUGAGAGAGGACGAGUUGUGCAGCUCUCUGGAGGACGUGGACGGUCGACUGCUCCGGGCUCAAGCUGCCCUACAGUCUGCCUUCCUGGAAGUUCAGCACCUUCAGAUGAUCAAACAGCAGGUAACUGCAGAGAUGUCCUCCCUCAGAAGUAAACGUAUAGGCAUCCUGCAGAGAAUAAAAAAUUCCGGACUGGACCGAACAUCCGCUGCGGGUUCUCUCGGUUCUGCUGUCCGGACCCCGCGGAGAGCUGCAGGUCCGUCGAGGCAGCACCAGGACGCGGCGCCGGAUCGCUCGUGUCAUACCGACGGAGACGAUCAGAGACGCACUGAUUUAGCUCCAGUCUCCGAGUCAAGAAAGACACACGGCGAGCCCCCCAAAAGCACCGUUACACACACUCGUCAGCUCGGCGCUCAGGCGCGGCCGAAUACCAGCCUGUGAUCGUCGCUCGGUUGCGUGUGUCGACGCGACUGCAAAUCUCCGCUGCUGUAUUGUAAAAAAUAAAUAAAUGUCAGAGUGACUGGAAGGAUGAGCUCGAUCCUGUUAGAAGUCUUCCGUGCGUAUGGAGGACGUUUCUGAAGAGCAUUAUUGGCUGUGUGCUUUAAAAGGGCUUUUUUUCCCGAUCAUAUUUUUCUAAACGGCGCACUGAAGUGUUCUUUUUGCGCCAAUGUUAUGUGGGGUUUUUUUCCACCCGUUAACCUCCUUAACAAUCCUCAUCUUUCACCUCCAUUUUUGUUUUUCUCGCUCGCCGUCACUUGGCGCUAAAAUUUUUUUAAAAAAUACUGUACCGUUAACAGGCUAUUCAUAUUAAAGUCCAUCAUCGACAUGCACUUUAGCUACAUGAAAAUAAUAGUGUUUAUUUUGCACUUCUGUUUACAUCACUGUGUUUUUGUGCCUUCUCUCUUUAUAUGACGCAGUGGUAUUUCAUUUUUUUCAAGUUGCACUCAUCAUUUAGAUGACUGUCGCUUAGAUUUGUUGUUUGAAACAUUACAGAAGAACAAUGUAUUUAUUUUCCCUCAGGAUUAGGCCUGAACUGUUUCUGUGAGAAUUUAGCUAAAUGUUCAUUUUAAUAGUUAUCUAAAAUGAAAGAAUUGAUUUACUUUAUAAGUUUUCGGAAUUGUUAACUUUUCAAUGAACAGUUUAAUUUCCUGGUUCUUCUCUCUCUCUCUCUCUCUCUCUCUCUCUCUCGUUUGAAUAUUUUGUUUUUAUCUUGUUCAAAUGAAGUAGUUUGCAGGAAGUAAGUGGUAACUGAGUCUCUUUUUUUCUCUGUCUCUCUCUCUCGCUCUCGUCUUAUUCUGUUUGUUCUAUGCCGUGACGCCUACAUGUCCGUCUUUUGUUUACAACAAUCUAGACCAGGGGUUCCCAAACUUUUCCAGGGUAAGGCCCCCCUAACGCCAUUAACAUUUGACCGAGGCCCCCCUUUUGCAAGAUGUCUUUUAAACGCAUUAAAAAUACAGACUUCUGAAUAUAUCCCCCUUUUUUAAUUAAAAUUAAUCAUUACAUCUUACAUCUUUACAUUACAUUACAUAAGGAAUUGAUUGUGUGUGUGUAUGUGGUUGUCUGAGAGUGAGAAUUUAUUUUUCACACCAAAUUGUUGAGGCCCCCCAGGCGCCCCCUGGCGGCCCCCACUUUGAAAACCACUGAUCUAGCCAGCUUAA